CGGCGGCGGCGGCGGCGGCGGCGGCUGGGGAGAGCUGGGCCGAGCUGCGGACGCCGGGCCCCCCGAUCCCCGCCAGGCUGCAGGCGCCGGGCCCGGGCCGUCAGGGCAGCUGUUACCCUUGCCUUCAGCGGGUGGCGAGCUGGGGGUGCUCCCGGAACCCCGUGCCCAGGAUCAUGGGGAAUGGUAUGACCAAGGUACUUCCUGGACUCUACCUCGGAAACUUCAUUGAUGCCAAAGACACAGAUCAGCUAGGCCGGAAUAAGAUCACACACAUCAUCUCCAUCCACGAGUCACCCCAGCCUCUGUUGCAGGACAUAACCUACCUUCGCAUCUCAGUGGCCGACGCCCCUGAGGUACCCAUCAAAAAGCACUUCAAGGAGUGUAUCAACUUCAUCCACUGUUGCCGCCUCAAUGGGGGAAACUGCCUUGUACACUGCUUUGCAGGCAUCUCCCGAAGCACCACCAUCGUGACGGCGUAUGUGAUGACUGUGACGGGACUAAGCUGGAGGGACGUGCUUGAAGCCAUCAAGGCCACCCGGCCCAUUGCCAACCCCAACCCAGGCUUUAGGCAGCAGCUUGAGGAGUUUGGCUGGGGCAGUUCCCGGAAGCUUCGCCGGCAGCUGGAGGAGCGCUUCGGCGAGAGCCCUUUCCGCGACGAGGAGGAGGUGCGCGCGCUGCUGCCGCUGUGCAAGCGUUGCCGGCAGGGCUCAGCGAGCGCGGCCGCUUCCCCGGCGCCCAACUCCACGGCCUCGGAGGGGACCCUGCAGCGCCUGGUGCCGCGCUCGCCUCGGGAGGCCCACCGGCCGCUGCCGCUGUUGGCGCGCGUCAAGCAGACUUUCUCCUGCCUCCCGCGGUGUCUGUCCCGCAAAGGCAGCAAUUCUGCCAGGAGACUGAUGCCCUUCAGGCCAGGCGACACAGGGUGGGGCGAAAGGGCCUCCAGGGAGCAGAAAGGAAAGCGAAACUUCCUACCCAGACUUUCGCUUUCGCCGCCUCCGCGCUGUCCAGGUGGCCCCGGAGCGCGAUCCCCUGUCGCCCUGGGGUUCGGUCACCCGCGCGCCCCAGACCUGGUUCCCGGAGCACUGCGUUCCCCUAUGGCCGGCGACCCCUGGCGGAGGGACGAAGGGAAGGUCUCCGACAGCAGGCGACCCAUGGCGGGGGCCGGGGGUCCCCUGCGCCUCCGAGAAUGGCUGGUGGCGCAGAUCGAGAGCGGGCGCUAUGCGGGGCUGCGCUGGGAGGACGCAGGCAAGACCCUCUUCCGCAUCCCCUGGAAGCACGCAGCCAAGCAGGGUUACCAGGUGCGGCAGGACGCUGCGCUCUUCAGGGCCUGGGCCAUAUACAAAGGCAAGCACCUAGAGGGCAUUGACAAGGAGGAUCCCUCUACCUGGAAGACACGGCUCCGCUGUGCCCUCAACAAGAGUGCUGACUUCUGUGAAGUACCUGAGCGCAGCCAGCUGGACAUCUCCAACCCCUAUAAGGUCUACAGGCUCCUGUCUGAUGGUGCCCACGACCCAGUCACCAGGGCUUGUGCUCCCAGUAAAGAGGAGGGCAUUCUUCAGAGCCAGCAGAAGCCCCCUGGAGGAGUGACAGAGCCAGGCUGCAGGACAGAAGAGCAGGAUGUAUCCGGAUUAGUCACAGAGGAUAAAGACAAGGAGCAGCCUUCCAGGCUAGCCCAGCAGGACUUCCUGCUCCCAAGCCCUUUGGCUGACCACAGCUACCAGGCACAGAAUCCCAUUCACCCCUGGAGCCCUUUGCCCUCUGAAGAUUUCAGCAACCCUGAUUGCUGGCUGCACGUGCGGCUCUUCUACCGCGCGGAGCUGGUGCGCGAAGCCACAGCGCUGGCGGCCGAGGGCUGCAGCCUGAGCCCGCGGGCGGCCACCGCGGCCGCCGAGCGACUGCUGGGGCCGCCGCCGAGGGUCGCGCAGGUUCGCUUCCCGGAGCCGCCGGCCAGCGCCCACGUGCUGCGGCGCCUGCUGCCCCACCUGGAGCGCGGCGUGCUGCUGUGGGUGGCGCCCGAGGGCGUCUUCGCCAAGCGCCUCUGCCAGGGCCGCGUGUACUGGCGCGGCCCGCUUGCCCCGCACCGCGCGCGGCCCAACAAACUGGAGCGCGAGCGCACCUGCCAGCUGCUCGACACGCGCCGCUUCCUCGCGGGUAAGAGCGCGACAGCCGGGUUUGAGAAUUCUGGGCCUGGGAUGGACCUGGAAACAAAGGACAUGACACGGAAACACCGAGAGUGGGAACGAAUACGGACAUGGGCCUGCAGGAGGUGGAGGUGUAGGCUUGUGGCAGGCUUGGGGCGCUGGGUGUGGGACAGAAGCCUAGGACUUGGGCACGUGCUGUCUGGAUGUGGAAGUGGGCCUGGGCACAUGGGGGAUGUGGAUUUACAGGACAUGGUCAGGAGAUAUGAGCACAAAGUGGGCAUCAGAUGGGAUCCCCCCACCCCAGACCCCAACAUCUCGGUGCCCGUAGAACUGCGAGCCCACCUACAGGAUGGUUGCCCGGAGCCCGAAUACCAGAUCCGGCUGUGCUUUGGCGAGGAGUACCCGGGGCCCCCGGACCAGCCCGAGGAUCGGCUCAUUAUGGCCCAUGUGGAGCCAGUCUUCGCCAGGGAACUCCUCCUGCACUCGAAGAUCCACGGCCAGGUGCCCGGGUGGCAGGUUCCCAGCCUAGCAUCCCCGACAGCAUCAAUCACCCUCUGAUGCAGC
Molecule: messenger RNA, 2702 nt
Organism: Capra hircus (goat)
Lineage: Eukaryota; Metazoa; Chordata; Mammalia; Artiodactyla; Bovidae
Gene: DUSP15
Product: dual specificity phosphatase 15
Exons: 16
Coding region: 174-2696 (840 amino acids)
Biological process (GO): protein dephosphorylation; regulation of transcription by RNA polymerase II; immune system process
Cellular component (GO): nucleus
Molecular function (GO): DNA-binding transcription factor activity, RNA polymerase II-specific; protein binding; protein tyrosine/serine/threonine phosphatase activity
Source: RefSeq, a predicted model, not a curated record